This is a messenger RNA of Drechmeria coniospora, 324 nucleotides long. RefSeq lists its product as uncharacterized. The transcript has a single exon. The record is from RefSeq and is a predicted model, not a curated record. NCBI's taxonomy places the organism in Eukaryota, Fungi, Ascomycota, Sordariomycetes, Hypocreales, Ophiocordycipitaceae. The coding region runs from base 1 to 324 and encodes 107 amino acids.
AUGGCCGGCUACAAGGUCCAGCUCCAUCAGAUCUCGAGCGAGCCCUCGGCUGGAAGCUCGUACAGCCCGUCCUUGGCCCUCUCCUCCCCUUCGCCUUCGACCCGUCCCUCCACAUCCACCGGCACUCGCCGCGUCUACACAGCCUGUGAGCCCCCUCCUCUGGUCCCGGCCGAUCAAGGCCGAUCGCUGACGCCGGUCGUAGCAGGUCAUGCGUCCGGCGUUGCGAUAUCGCCCAACAACGCAGCCGUCAUCAAUCACAAUAGAACUGGCUAUCAGUCAAACUCGCCUAGUCCGGGCUAUGGGGGCGCCUACUACACACGAUAG